AUGGACACAGCAGCUGUACAGACCUGAGAAUUCAGCACAGGGAUGGUGUGGAACGCCUCCUAAUGGGCACAGCAGGUGUGCAGACCUGAGAACUCUGCACAGGGAUGGUGGGAACCCCUCAUAAUGGGCACAGCAGGUGUGCAGACCUGGGAACUCAGCACAGGGAUUGUGGGAACCCCUCAUAAUGAGCCCAGCAGGUGUACAGACCCGGGAACUCAGCACAGGGAUGGUGAGAACAACUCAUAAUGGGCACAGCUGGUGCACAGACCCGAGAACUCAGCACAGGGAUGGCGGGAACCCCUCAUAA
Molecule: messenger RNA, 307 nt
Organism: Staurois parvus
Lineage: Eukaryota; Metazoa; Chordata; Amphibia; Anura; Ranidae
Source: the annotation of a GenBank genome assembly